Amborella trichopoda is the source of this 2455-nucleotide messenger RNA. RefSeq lists its product as uncharacterized. NCBI's taxonomy places the organism in Eukaryota, Viridiplantae, Streptophyta, Magnoliopsida, Amborellales, Amborellaceae. The record is from RefSeq and is a predicted model, not a curated record. Gene Ontology annotation, molecular function: RNA binding.
CCGGAGCCUGUCCAACUUUUCCAACUAUUUCUACCAUCCUCACUGAAGAACAGCCUCAAAUCUCCAUCUCUCUCUCUCAAUCCUUUUGCUUUCUCUAUUUCUAGAUCCUUCUCUCUCACUCUCUAAACCCUCUCCCAUCUCUGUAUCCUUCUAUCUCUAGACCUGAGAUAGCCUUGAAACUCAUAAAACCUCUCUGAAUCCUAGAGCUUGAAGAUUCAAGAACCAUGGCCGAAGAGACGUUCUCUUCAAGGGCGGACAGCCACAAGCGGAAGUUCGAUGAGCCCCCACCAGCUCCUCGCAGGCCCACCGGCUUCUCUGCUGCCCCGCCUCCGGAGCAACAAACGGGUUCAUACAACAGUGUCCCCCCGCCGAUGGACGAAAUCGCUCUAGCCAAACAGAGGGCCCAAGAGAUUGUUGCUCGCCUUGUCAACAGUGCGGAUGCCAAGCGUCCCCGCACCGAUGACCCAUCUGAAACCCUAACCCCCUCCAAUGGCUUCCUAACUGAUCUUUCACAAAACCCCCCAAGCCAGCCAAUGGGGAACCUUCAAGUCAACCCCACCGUUGCAGCACAACCAGCUUCUUACUAUGGUUUUCAGGGCACAAGUAAAAAGAUUGAUAUACCGAAUGGGAAGGUUGGUGUUAUUAUAGGGAAGGGAGGAGAAACCAUUAAAUAUCUUCAGCUCCAGUCAGGGGCUAAAAUUCAAGUUACCAGGGACAGUGAUGCUGAUCCGAAUUCUCCAAAUAGACAAGUAGAACUUGUUGGUACUUCUGAGCAAAUCAGCAGGGCAGAGCAGCUAAUCAAGGAUGUGAUUGCAGAGGCAGAAGCAGGGGGCUCUGGUGCGCUUGCAGCUCGGGGCAUCUCUUCAGUGCAACCGGACGGUAGUGAACAAUUCGUGAUGAAGGUUCCAAAUAACAAGGUUGGACUGAUUAUCGGUAAAGGGGGUGAGACCAUAAAAACCAUGCAAAGCAGGACUGGAGCACGGAUUCAGGUGAUACCAUUGCAUCUCCCACCUGGGGACACAUCGACAGAAAGAACAGUUCAGAUGAAUGGCACUAAAGAGCAAAUUGAAGCUGCUAAAGAAUUAGUCAAUGAAAUUGUUAAUGAGACCCGCCCAAGAAACCCGACAAUGUCAACAAAUUACUUGCAGCCAGGUGCCUACCGUCCACCUCGCCCCCCCUACAACUGGGGCCCUCCAGGCCCUCCUCCAAUGCAACAGCAGCAGCAGCAACCAGGCUAUGGCUACACACAACCCGGACCCUAUUCAGGCCCACCUCCUUACAUGUCCCAACCAUAUGCUGCUUCUCAACAAUACGCUGCCUAUCCACAGCAACCCCCUGCCGCCUAUAAUUCCUCUUGGGACCAAACUACCCCUGCCUCAAACCCAACACAGGCCCCUCAACAAGCCCCAGGUUAUGAUUACUAUACGCAACCCGGCCAAACCACAGCACCCACUGCUCCUGACACUAACUAUGGUUACACCCAACAACCCCCCACUUCUAGCGCACCCUAUGAGCAAUCCUAUUCUCAACCCUCUAGUUAUACACAACAAGAUGGCUAUAACACUAACCAAGCUCCAAACCAACCUGCAAGCCAGGCACCAUAUGACCAGACUCAGGCCUACUCUGGACCCAAUUAUGGCCCGCCUGGUGCACCAACCCAGCAAGAGUCAGCUCCAUCCUAUGGAACCCAGGGCUCGAGCCAGGCACAACCGGUCCAGCCAGUGGGCUCACAACCAGGUUAUGGUGUUCAGCCUCCACCUGCUCAAGGUGGGUUUCCAUCGAGCCAACCCAUGGCUCAGUCAGCAUAUGGGCAACCAGGUCCUUAUGCUCAGGCUGGCUAUGGACCUCAGGCUCAAAAACCACCUGCAUAUGGGCCUGUUGCUGGAGUAGCUCAGCCUGGGUAUCCUACCCCGAGCCCACCCGCUCAGUCAGGGUAUGGACCUCCUGCUCCUUAUACGAGCCCUGCCCCGCCUGACCAGGCUCACCAAGGUGGAUCAAGUUAUGGGCAAGCGGGUUAUGGUGGGCAACCUGCUUAUGGGCAGCCAGGCUAUAGUGGGCCACAAGGGUAUGCCGGUGGUGUUGGCGAAGGUUAUGGUGGAUAUGAGCAGAGGCCAUCGAGCGAUAGGCAGCCAGCAUCAGGUCAUGGGUAUUCGCAGCAGCCACCUCCUGCUUAUGGUGCCGAAACCGGCAGUGGUGCGAGCAGCACUCCGGUUGGGGUCCCAAAGACCUCACCUCAGAGUUGAGGUGGUCUCUUUCUCUUAUGACUUAUUCGCGUCUUUCUUUGGGUGUGUGUGCUUAGCCUCUGUCUUAGGUUCGCGUGUUUUCAGGUUGGUGUUGGGAUUUUCGAAGUGUUCAUAAACUUUGUGGAUGAUCAGGAUUCAGGAAAAGAAUUUUAUCCUGUGCUUUUGGGUUUAGUUUUCCAGUUAAGAAUUAAAUGGAGUGCAAAAAUUUUUCA